Cylicostephanus goldi is the source of this 450-nucleotide messenger RNA. NCBI's taxonomy places the organism in Eukaryota, Metazoa, Nematoda, Chromadorea, Rhabditida, Strongylidae. The record is from the annotation of a GenBank genome assembly.
AUGGCAAAUCAUUGGGGAUGGGGAGGUUUGAUUGCAAAGUUUAUGGAUCAUCCUGCAUGGCAGCCACUGGGCAGGUUGUCAUAUUGCGGCUACAUCACGCAUUUCUUUCUUAUGCGCUACAUCCACAAUUUAGAUGACCGACCAACGCAUUUCACAUCGCUUUGGCGCAUGUACAUAUACAUGGUCAUACCUACCAUAGUUGUCUCCUACGUGUUCUCAUUUUUCUGGAGCUGCCUAUUUGAAAUACCAGUUGUAAAGUUAGAAAAAAUGCUGACUGAUGGACUACUUCCGAAAAAAGCGCCCACUGCAAAAUCUGAUGUUGAAGAAGGAAAGCGUAUGGAGCCAGCCAAGAUUGAAGUGGCCGAACCAAAAAGGGAAAUGCCUGAGUCGGGAGGUAGAAAUAACCGACUAAGUGGCAUCGAGGAGAAGGCCGAAAUUCUCAAUAAGUGA